Olea europaea var. sylvestris is the source of this 830-nucleotide messenger RNA. RefSeq names its product CASP-like protein 5B1. Gene Ontology annotation, cellular component: membrane. Bases 429 to 830 code for a protein of 133 amino acids. The record is from RefSeq and is a predicted model, not a curated record. The transcript has 4 exons. Lineage: Eukaryota; Viridiplantae; Streptophyta; Magnoliopsida; Lamiales; Oleaceae.
UUGCUAAUAUUUAAAUAUAAACACACUCAGAAGUCUUAAAAUCUGUAGACCCCAGGAUUGUUUUACAUUUGUUCAAAAGAUUUUAAAAACCAAUAUCUUUGUUUGUCAUUUUCAUUGGCUGGUAAAGAAGUCGCUUAUGUGAUCACAACAGAUUAUUCAGAUUACGUUCAAUUUUUGCCUUCGAUCUUCAAUUUUGUCAACAAUGAAUAAUUACUUUUAAAAUUUUGUUUAAUUCAUUUUUACGGCCAUUAAAGAAUGGGGAUUUCUACUUUCUUCUUGCUCUUGACCAAGUAUAAACAUGGGAAUGUUCUGACAAUCUAGGAGAAUCUACUGACCCAGAAUUUUGGGAAACAACCCAUCUCAUAAAGAUUCUCAAUCUUUACUAAAUAUACACACCGAUAUAUGCACUUAGAGAGAGAGACAGAGAGAUGAAAGAGCUGUAUGGCAGUCCAGGAACAAAGAGUGGGCUCAUGUUAAGGAUUGGGCAGUGUUUAUUUGCAGCUUCUUCAAUUGGAGUCAUGGCAUCUGCCACUGGGUUUUCUACUUCUACCGCUUUUUGCUACUUAAUAGCAUCAAUGGGGCUUGAGUUUUUAUGGAGCUUUGGACUUGUCUGCAUUGAAGUACAUGCUUUGAAGUUCUAUAAAGAUCUGCAUAAUCAAAUCAUCAUGAGCCUUUUUGCUGUUGGCGACUGGGUGAUAGCGAUGCUAUCCCUUGCAGCUGCGUGCUCGUCAGCUGGCGUGGCAGUUCUGUUUACUAAAGAUACAGAUUUCUGCAAAAACGAGACAAGUUUCUCCUGCAAUAUGUUCCCUAUAUCCAUAGCUUUUAUUUGA